Penicillium psychrosexuale is the source of this 1269-nucleotide messenger RNA. RefSeq names its product amidase family protein. Bases 1 to 1269 code for a protein of 422 amino acids. NCBI's taxonomy places the organism in Eukaryota, Fungi, Ascomycota, Eurotiomycetes, Eurotiales, Aspergillaceae. The record is from RefSeq and is a predicted model, not a curated record. The transcript has 5 exons.
AUGGUAGCAGCUCUAACCAAGAUAGCUAUGAGAACAAUCUGGUUCUUGUGGGUCGUGGUUGUUGCUUUGGCGAUUAGGUGGCUGAGCCGUGAUAACCAUUCUCCCUUGUAUAUUCCAACCUCUUUGGAUCUACUGACACUUACCACACAUGAUAUCGCCGAUCUUCUCGGCAAUAACACCAUAAACUCACUCCAAAUCACCAAAGAAUACCUUCGGCGUAUCGAAUUGGAUGAUCGAUCGGGUCUUGGGCUUCAUACAAUUCUGGAGUUGACACCCGUAAAAAGUAUUAUUAGCAUCGCAAACGAGCGCGAUCUAGAGCGACGAAAGGGGUUGAUCCGCAGUCCCUUACACGGUGUGCCCCUAAUUGUGAAAGUGAAUUUUAACCCUCUCGUUCAAAAUACCAAUGUUAUUGACGUGGCCUCUGCAAGGGCAAUAUGGCCACAGAUCAGUCUCUUGUUCAAGCAUCCAUGUGGCUCGUCGGCUGGAUCUGUGGCAGCUGUAGCCGCGGGGUUUGCCCCACUAGCCCUGGGCACAGAAACACAGGGAUCAAUCAGCUGCCCUGCAUCAUUCACUGCUCUUUAUGGCCUAAAGGUCUCCACCGGUGUUUUAUCCCGAAGUGGCAUUCUGUCGUCGUCGACCACUUUUGACUCACCUGGAAUUCUCGCCAAGUCAGCUUGGGAUAUUGCGGCCCUUUUAACCGAGAUCGAUGGAGUUGACGACCGAGAUCCCAUCACAUUUGAGUCAGAAGGUUUACUCGUUAAUUACACAAAUUCUUUAGACGCUAGCUGGGCAGAUUUCCGCAUCGGAGUGGCCGACAAAGAGUGGUUUUGGUCUAUCCUCCCGGGAUUUAUGUUCUCGGCGGGUUUCGACGUCGUUCGAGAAAUAGAACGACGGGGAGCCACCAUUGUUGCGGACGCCAAGAUUCGAAGCGCCUAUCUCUCUACUGGCUAUGUGGCAAAGCUAAUGGGGAGGAUCAUACGUUACGAGAUGGGACCAGGGUUUGCACAGCACGUUAUGGGCUUAGAGGGGACCGAAACUAAGUCUUUAGCCGAUCGUUUGGAGUUCAAUCGGAAAUUUCCUGCAAGCUCGUACUCAGAUGAAACCCCCGCUCAAAAUUACCUUGAAUUGGCUCUUGAUCAGAAAAUGACCUUGGAGGAGUAUCAGGAUGCAUUAUUGGAGGCUAGGAAAAUUGCCAUCGAAGAAGGCAUUAUUGAAACGCUAGAUUCUUAUAAUUUGGAUGCCUCGUUCUUCCCGCUUGGACGGAUAUGA